AUGUCUGUGCAACCAGGAUCUCUCGUGCUCGUGACUGGUGCUACCGGCUACAUUGCCGCUCAUGUCUGUCAACAGCUGCUCGAAAAGGGCUACAAGGUCCGGGGAACUGCUCGUGAUUUGACCUCGGAAAAGUCAACGCACCUCAAGGACCUCUUCAAGCAGCAUGGCGACAAGUUUGAGCUUGUCCAGGCAGAGGAUCUCGAGAUUGACGGAGUCUUUGAUGAUGCAGUGCAGGAUGUCGAUGCUGUGCUGCACAUUGCUAGUCCAUUUCACUUCAAGGUCGAGGAUCCAUACAAGGACCUCAUCAAUCCUGCCGUUAGCGGCACCAAGUCUCUCUUGUUUUCUGCAAAGAACAAGGGAAAGAAAGUCAAAAGUGUAGUCAUCACCUCUUCGGUGGCUGCAAUCUACGGUCCACAGGACAAGGGACACGUCUACACAGAGGCCGACUGGAAUGAUGCCUCCGUCAAGGAGAUUGAAAAGACAAAGGGCAGCGAUGACUUCAACAAACAAACCGCUUACCGCGCAUCCAAGACGGCAGCUGAGCGUUUUGGACAGCAAUUUGUCAACGAGGAGAAGCCCACCUUCGCCGUGAGCUGGGUUAAUCCGGCCUUUGUCUUUGGUCCUGCUAUCCACUUCAUCAAGGACACGGAUAGCAUCAACACCUCUGUGGCUAUACUCAUGAACUACUACUUGUCGCCCGGGGAGAUCUCCGCCAACGGCCCGACCCAGUCGUUCGUGGACGUCCGUGAUGUGGCCACGAUGCACCUCGAUGCCAUGGAAGCAGGCGACAAGGUGAACAAUCAGCGUUUCAUUUGUGUCUCUGACUGGUUCACCUGGCAGCAAGUUGUCGACAUUCUUGCAAAGAAUUACCCAGACAGGAAGCAAGCUUCAGGUGGACCUGGUGCAGGGGUCAAGGAGGUGCAAUUCACGAGCGACAAUUCCAAAUCGAAGAAGAUUCUCGGCACCAAGUACAUUGGCCUUGAGAAGUCUGUCAUUGACACCGUGGACUCGCUGAAGCAGUUUCACUGA
Molecule: messenger RNA, 1029 nt
Organism: Protomyces lactucae-debilis
Lineage: Eukaryota; Fungi; Ascomycota; Taphrinomycetes; Taphrinales; Protomycetaceae
Exons: 1
Coding region: 1-1029 (342 amino acids)
Molecular function (GO): oxidoreductase activity, acting on the CH-OH group of donors, NAD or NADP as acceptor
Source: RefSeq, a predicted model, not a curated record